Molecule: messenger RNA, 1047 nt
Organism: Oldenlandia corymbosa var. corymbosa
Lineage: Eukaryota; Viridiplantae; Streptophyta; Magnoliopsida; Gentianales; Rubiaceae
Source: the annotation of a GenBank genome assembly
AUGGUGUCCACUACAUUGCGAAAGAUUGUAUCCCCUUGCUGGAGGCCCUCCGUCGAGAAUGAUGGUCAGAAUAGCAAUAGAGGCAGCGAAACUGGUUGUCGGGUUGAGGGGUUAUGGUGGUACAAAGAUUCAGGAAACCACGUCCAUGGGGAAUUUUCGCUGGCUGUAAUACAAGCAAAUAACGUGUUAGAAGAUUAUAGCCAGGUGGAAUCAGGGCCACUGAGCUUGGAAGAAUCAGGUCCUCAAGGAACAUUUGUUGGAAUUUAUGAUGGCCAUGCUGGUCCAGAGGCUUCUCGGUUUAUAAGCGAUCACCUUUUUGACAAUAUCAAGAGAUACACAUCAGAGAAACAAGGAAUGUCAGCAGAUGUCAUAACCAGAGCUUUUUUGGCAACUGAAGAGGAUUUCCUUUCUUUAGUGGAAAGAGAGUGGCUAGAUAGGCCACAUAUUGCUUCUGUUGGAUCAUGCUGUUUGGUAGGUAUAGUCUGUAGUGGGGUGUUGUACAUUGCAAAUGCUGGUGAUUCUCGUGCUGUCUUAGGGAGAAUGGAAAAAUCAGUGAAAGAAGUGAAAGCUGUCCAGUUGUCAUACGAGCAUAAUGCAAGUUACCCAUCAGUGAGAGACGAGUUGCGAACCUUGCAUCCAGAUGAUCCAGAAAUAGUAGUUCUGAAACACAAGGUUUGGCGUGUGAAGGGUCUUAUUCAGGUUUCAAGAUCAAUCGGCGAUGCUUAUUUGAAAAGAGCCGAGUUCAAUAGAGAGCCUCUGUUGCCAAAGUUUAGACUGCCUGGAACAUUUGAGAAGCCUAUCCUUAAAGCUGAGCCAUCAAUACUUGUACAGAAGCUCUAUCCGGAAGAUCAAUUUGUUAUCUUUGCUUCUGAUGGACUUUGGGAGCAUCUUAGUAAUCAAGAAGCGGUUGACAUUGUUCUGACUUGCCCGCGAAAUGUAGGAUCUCUGUUUGAUCUAUUCAAAUUUAAACCAUUUAUUUGUCAUGCUUUGGUCCAUGUUGUGUGUUCCCUUGUUUUUGAAUGCAUAGUGAACAACUUGUAUCAUUAA